UGACGUAAUAAAUGCGACAGAGGGCGACCUGUCGCACAUGACCACUUGGAUCCGUUUCACCUGUAACUCCAUGAUAAUAAUAAUAAUUUGAGUAGAGAACUCCUCAUGAGCAGCAGGUGACCAUGCUUCCUCUGAGCAGGUGCGCCUUCAGGGCGCUGCAGGCGAGCCGCGGCAGGCUCCUCUCCACUUCUCACAGCCGCCGGGACGCCAGGACAGGUCUGGUGUUGGGAGUGUAUGAGAAGGAGGGAGAGGAUGGCGGUUUUCACCUGACAGAAGCAGCGGCCGGUUUUGACAGCAGUCUGUCUGGGAAACUCUCGGAGAUGCUGAAAAUCUCUGGACCGACACCGAAGAAAGGCAAAAGCAGAAUGUUUUAUGGAAUCCACAAGGACUUCCCCUGUGUGGCAGUUGUUGGUUUGGGUACCAACACUGCAGGUGUGUGUGGAGCAGAGAACUGGGACACCUGCAAGGAGAACAUCAGAGAGGCAAUGUCAGCGGGCUGCAGGCAACUUCAAGACCUGGAGGUGAGCCGCGUGGAAGUGGACAGCUGCGGUGACGCACAGUCAGCGGCAGAAGGCGCCGUCCUGGGUUUGUUUCAGUACGACCAACUCAAGUCAAAGAAGAAGACCAAAGUAACGACACUGCUUCAUGGAAGUGGCGACUUGGCAGGGUGGGAGAAGGGAGUCCUGUAUGGAGAGGGACAGAAUCUGGCCCGGCUCCUCAUGGAGGCUCCAGCCAAUCACAUCACGCCCUCCGUUUUUGCAGACACCAUUGAAGAGAAACUAGCACCACAUACUGACCGCGUCACGGUUCACAAGAGGCCUCAGGCUUGGAUAGAGGAGCAGCAGAUGGGAGCAUUCCUCAGUGUAUCUAAAGGCUCGGAGGAGCCUCCUGUCUUUCUGGAACUACAUUACAAAGGCUGUCCUGACCAAACACAGGCCCCGCUGCUCCUGGUUGGCAAGGGUAUUACCUUCGACAGUGGUGGUAUUUCUCUGAAGCCGUCCUCCGGUAUGGAUGCUAUGCGAGCGGAUAUGGGCGGAGCCGCCACUGUGUGUGCAUCCAUUGUCACAGCAGCUGCACUCAAGCUGCCAAUUAACAUUAUCGGUCUGGCCCCCCUGUGUGAGAACAUGCCCAGUGGAAAAGCCAAUAAACCAGGUGAUGUUGUCCGGGCUAAAAAUGGAAAAACCAUACAGGUUGAUAAUACAGAUGCAGAGGGCAGGCUGAUCCUGGCUGAUGCUCUCUGUUACGCACACAGCUUCAAACCCAGAGCCAUUGUCAAUGCAGCCACACUAACAGGGGCGAUGGAUGUAGCUCUUGGUUCUGCAGCAACUGGAGUAUUCACAAAUUCUGACUGGCUCUGGGAGCAGCUGCAGAAGGCCAGUGUUGUGACAGGUGACAGAGUGUGGCGGAUGCCUUUGUUCCAGCACUACACCAGACAGGUGACUGACAGUCAGCUGGCCGACCUCAACAACAUUGGCAAGUACAGCCGCUCUGGCGGCGCGUGCACGGCCGCCGCGUUCCUCAAAGAGUUUGUCACAGCGACUCACUGGGCCCAUCUGGACAUCGCCGGGGUGAUGGCCAACAAAGAUGAAAUCCCCUACCUGAGGAAAGGCAUGUCUGGAAGGCCGACACGCACGCUGGUGGAGUUUGCAGCUGGACUGGCCCAACAGGGAUGAAAGACGGGCACAAAAUUCAGAUCAGAUAGCAAUCUCUGCCUGCACGGGCUCCUUUCCUUCCUCCCAGACAUCAGGAGAAGAGCGGCAAGACAGAGCGGUGAUCUCUCUGCACAGAGAAAGCAAACUCAUGAGCUCCCAAGCCCGAGCACAGCUUGAAGACAUAAGUUACUGCUAGAACAGCGUCAUAGUUAUCUGGAAGAGCUAUUAACCUGACCACAGCCAUUCACAGCAUCUUUUUUCCCCUUCAGAUAAGAUGGGAAGCACCUAAAAGCCAUGGAUAUUGUUGACCUGCUCUGUCCAUCAUGUACAAGGACAACAUGGCUUGCAAGCAUUUGUCAAGUAGUUUAUACAGGCUGUUUUCUAUGUAGACCACACUGCAACGUAAGAUCAUGUGACGUAAAUGUUUUUGUAUCACAGAUCUUGACAAAUGUUUAUAAAAUAAAGUGCAUGUGCUGUUGCUUCAGUAA
Messenger RNA from Myripristis murdjan (pinecone soldierfish), 2140 nucleotides. It is a transcript of the gene lap3, whose product is annotated as leucine aminopeptidase 3. The transcript is spliced from 13 exons. Lineage: Eukaryota; Metazoa; Chordata; Actinopteri; Holocentriformes; Holocentridae. Gene Ontology annotation, biological process: proteolysis. Gene Ontology annotation, molecular function: manganese ion binding; metalloaminopeptidase activity. Gene Ontology annotation, cellular component: cytoplasm. The record is from RefSeq and is a predicted model, not a curated record. Bases 123 to 1673 code for a protein of 516 amino acids.